This is a messenger RNA of Botrytis byssoidea, 1728 nucleotides long. RefSeq lists its product as uncharacterized. The record is from RefSeq and is a predicted model, not a curated record. Lineage: Eukaryota; Fungi; Ascomycota; Leotiomycetes; Helotiales; Sclerotiniaceae. The transcript has 2 exons. Gene Ontology annotation, molecular function: nucleic acid binding. Bases 1 to 1728 code for a protein of 575 amino acids.
AUGUCUUCAUUCAAAUUCACCUCCACCUUUCCCCGCAGCCAAAACGGCCAAAAUGGUUCUUUCUGGAACCCAACCUCUCCUCUAGCUGCUCCUCAUAACCGCAGACAAAGCGAGUAUCUAUCUCGCACCAUGGCCAAUGCCCUCGGCACCGUGCCAUUGCCCAACUUCAACUUCGAUGAGAGAAAGCCACGUCGAAUCACCUCUCCAUUAUCGGAUGUGAAGCCCAUUGGACAUGAGAGAAUAAUCUCACGCCAAAUGGGAUAUUCACAGUUCAGCAUCUCGGAAGUUGGAGAAAAUUUACCUUCAUUUAAAGAAGAAGAAGAAAGUUGUGACAAUAGUCCUAUUGUCACUCAGUCUUUGGUUCGGGGAAUUUAUCCCAUGCAACAUGGAGCAUCUUCGAGGCAGGACGAUGAAGUCUCGGAUCUCAAUCUUGAGACUUCUAUUGCGGGAUUGAAUAUCGAUGAGAGUCCUUCUCCCUCAAAGGGAAAGAAAUCAUAUGGCACUCUACAGAGGUAUGUUCCAUAUGCUCAUGCUCGUGAUCAUACUGCAAAAACGAGCAUGCACCCAUCCAGCGUCGCGAUUGGACACCGAGAUGUCACUGCGAUCUUUCGUGGACCACAAGUGCAGAGCAGCCUGCCUGUGAGUGGUGUUGCACCAUACGCACCACCUAAUAACAUCCAAUUACUUGGUCAUCGUGCUGUUGGGUACGAGCACAAUCGAGUUAUGACCAGUUACGGAGGCCCUGAGCAAUACAUGUCUCAGUUCAACGCACAGGUAGUUGGUGCUCCAUCGGAAACAGAUGAUGACUACAACAUUGAGAGCCGGAGACCACAGCUUGGUCUUGAACAGCAGGAAGGCAAUAGGUUUUCCGGUGUCCCGAGUGAUCAUUUUCGAAAUGCUUAUCCAGGUGGUUCACCAACUCAAGCAAGAUCAAUGGCUAGUCGUCCCAUUGCCGCCUUGACAUUUGACCAGACAUCAACCGACAGAUCUGGCACAUCAUCACUUCAACCCAGACUUCCACCAACCGGCCAACUCUUUCGAGUGCAAGGACUCCUUGCAAAACUCCCCAUCAACGCCUCAACUGCUGCACAAUACUCCAUAGACAACGAAGACCGCGAAUUUGCCAGUGGAUUCGGCGGCGAGGCGAACCUCCCUAACGAGCUCAACUGCGCCGUCUGGAUCAAGGGAAUCGCCAAAGAGUUCGCUCGGCAAUUCCUAUAUCAGGAAUUGUUCAAUGCCGUAUCAACCGGCCCCAUCGUCGCGGCCUACAUCCACCUCGGAGGAGAUCAACACCCUAGCCACGCCGCCAAGGUGGUGUUUAAACACCCUGAACACGCAGCUCGCUUAGUUCAGAGAGCUUCUUACCAGGGCAUUUAUAUUAAUGGACAUCGGAUUCGUGUCGAGCCAAAUCGAAAUGGUCACCGUGAAUUUCCAUUCAGAUUCCACUACCGGAGUCGUGUGGUCCUCAUUGAAGUCUUCAACAAUCCCAGCAUGGAUCUUCCGUUCUGGAAGAUGUUCAUCUCAAAUCUCUGUGUGUUGGACAUCGAAAGCUGUAGACAUCUCGCCUACAGUACUCCAAAACACAUGGUGAUGGAGUUCAGAUUUGCGCGGAUCUUUGGGCAGGCGGCGGUUUUACUUGCGGGUAUCAGGAGUACCGCGUCGUUUGAGGGCAUGGUUACAGCAAGUUAUGUUCCAGAUGUGCCUUGUGACAUCUGUGAUGUGAAUUGA